GCUCAUUCCAACGAAGUCCAACCUCCACAUCUUAUCCCCAUAAGAACCAUCUCUGCAUCCCACCCACAAGUGCUCAUCAACACAUACCCACACUCACGCACCACCACCACCACCACCACAUACAAUGGCGGCUCCACCAUGUUCCUCUCUCAUCCUCCUCUCUCUCACCACCCUUGUCUCCUCCCUCCUCCUCCUCCCCGCCGCCCAAGCUCAGUCCGCCCCGGCCCCCGCUCCCUCUGGCCCGAUCAACGUCACCGCCAUCCUCGAGAAGGCCGGGCAAUACAACUUCUUCAUCCGCCUUCUUAACGAGACGCAGGCCGGCAACCAGAUCAACAACCAAGUAAACAACUCGCACGACGGCAUGACCCUCUUCGCCCCCACGGACAAUGCCUUCAACAACCUCCCCACCGGAACCCUAAACAACCUCACCAAUCAGCAGCACGUGCAGCUCGUCCUGUACCACAUAUGCCCCAAAUUUUACUCUCUGGACAGCCUCCUGACCGUCAGCAACCCUGUCAGGACCCUGGCCAGCGGGCAGGACGGCGGAGUUUUCGGGCUUAACUUCACCGGACAGGCCAAUCAAGUCAAUGUCUCCACAGGGAUUGUUGAGGUCCCUCUAUAUAAUGCCCUGAGGAAGGAUUUCCCAUUGGCGGUUUACCAGGUUGAUAAGGUCUUGUUGCCUGAAGAAUUCUAUAAAGCCAAGGCUCCAGCAGCUUCGCCGCCAGCUGCCGAUGGGUCAAGCAGUCCUGCUGCCGAUGGCGGUGCGAAAGCGCCGUCAACAGGGAAUCCUGGAAAUGGUUCAGGGAGGAUGAGUGUGGGGCUGGGAUUGGUGUCUGGCAUUUGGUUGUGCAUGGCACUAUUGUCCUGAUCAGGAGGAAAGCUGCAAAUAUGCUGAAUUAUUGCUUCUUGACUCUCUUUUUUCCUUCUUUGUUGUUCAAAAUAUUGUUUAAUUAUUCUUCGUUUGUUGAGAUUUGUGGUUGAGUUUACGAAUUCAUUCAACUUCUACAUUUUGCGCUAUUUCUUUUCA
This is a messenger RNA of Sesamum indicum (sesame), 1027 nucleotides long. RefSeq names its product FASCICLIN-like arabinogalactan protein 13 precursor (gene FLA13). Lineage: Eukaryota; Viridiplantae; Streptophyta; Magnoliopsida; Lamiales; Pedaliaceae. Gene Ontology annotation, biological process: plant-type secondary cell wall biogenesis. Gene Ontology annotation, cellular component: plasma membrane. The record is from RefSeq and is a predicted model, not a curated record.